AUGGAAAAUGAUAUCUUAAUAGAAAAAGAAAAAAAUGAGGAAUCUGAAUCACCUCAAUCAGAAUUGCAGAUUCUGGGAAAUCUAAAUAGCCAGGCCUCUACUAGCGAAUCAGGAAAUCAGCCUGAUAAAGUUCCAGAGGUACAUGAUUUGGAUGCUGAGGCAUUAGCAGUUCUGGGUGAAAUAAAAAUAGAACAGGAAAAAGGUCCACCUCUUCACCCUGAAAUUGCAAACAAAUGGACACCCAUUCUGAGCAAAGGCCUGAAAAAGGAAGAUAAGAGAGAGCUUAUGCAAAAAUAUAUACCAUUCGAAAAUUUACCAAGAUUAAUAGAACCAACUUUGAAUCCUGAAUUAUUGACUGCUAUUGGAUCUGGUUUCGAGUCCAUAUUAAAGAACGGCGACAAAAUAGAAAUAGUCCAUAAUAUAAAUGAUGCAUCCAAACUAUUAUGUGAUUAUUUUCAAUCAGAGACCAAUAGUAGAAAAAUUUUAAUUACUAAUGCAGUAAAUCACAACCUUAAAGAGACUCUAAAGAGUGACUCAGAUAUGUUCUUAUUCGGAACAAACUUAGCCGAAAGAAUAAAGAAUGCAAGAAUUAUACAGAGAUCUGGAAAAGAUCUUAAAGAAAAACAAGAGCGACUUAAGGGGCAAACAAAGACUUUAAACUGGCUGGGCUCUCCUCAGUUGAGCACCAGGCUGGGGGGUGGGGAGAGCGUAACCAAACCCAAAAACAAGCAGCAACAACAACAGAAACCACUGCCUCCUCGACGCUAUUAG
Molecule: messenger RNA, 771 nt
Organism: Parnassius apollo (apollo)
Lineage: Eukaryota; Metazoa; Arthropoda; Insecta; Lepidoptera; Papilionidae
Source: the annotation of a GenBank genome assembly